Molecule: messenger RNA, 2028 nt
Organism: Mercurialis annua (annual mercury)
Lineage: Eukaryota; Viridiplantae; Streptophyta; Magnoliopsida; Malpighiales; Euphorbiaceae
Product: abscisic acid 8'-hydroxylase 2
Exons: 8
Coding region: 172-1653 (493 amino acids)
Biological process (GO): sterol metabolic process
Molecular function (GO): oxidoreductase activity, acting on paired donors, with incorporation or reduction of molecular oxygen; iron ion binding; monooxygenase activity
Source: RefSeq, a predicted model, not a curated record
GUUCCCGUAAAGCAGGUGACGCCUGUCAUCACCAACGCAAAAUCUCUCUAACUUUCUCUCUCUAUAAAUACAAUACAAAAUCUUCUCUGAAUAUUUCUCAAUCUCAUUCACUUCAACUAAUUCUCUCUCUACCUCUCAUUUUAUUUUUGUAUUUUUCUUGCUUCACAAACCAUGCACCACCACCUUCUAAUUAUAUCCUCAGUAUCAUCACCAUUAUUAUCAGCUUCUUUAGCUCAUCACCAACUAUUUACAAUGCUCCUUCUUUUUUUCUUCUUCCUCAUUCUUCUUCUUCUUCAUUGCCGGCGCCGGCGUCACUCCAAUGAUCACCGGCGACUGCCUCCUGGCUCUAUGGGCUGGCCUUAUAUUGGCGAAACUCUCAAACUCUACACUGAAAAUCCCAAUUCUUUCUUCUUCAACCGCCAAAAACGGUAUGGAGACAUAUUCAAGACGCAUAUAUUGGGAUGUCCAUGUGUGAUGAUUUCAAGUCCAGAAGCAGCAAAAAUUGUUUUGGUGACGAAAGCUCAUUUAUUUAAGCCAACUUAUCCAAUAAGUAAAGAAAAAAUGAUAGGCCCCGAAGCUUUAUUUUUUCAACAAGGUGUCCAUCAUUACAACUUAAAAAAGUUGGUUCAAUCUUCUUUUUUACCUUCUGCUAUAAGAAAUUCUGUUUCUCAAAUUGAGCAGAUUGUUUUAUCUUUUCUGCCUUGUUGGAAAAAUCAGUCCACCAUCAAUACUUUGCAAGAAAUGAAAAGGUAUGCUUUUGAUGUGGCAAUGAUUUCUGUGUUUGGAGAAAAACAAGAUCAGUUGGAAAUGGAAGGAAUUGAACAUUUGUAUAGCUGUCUUGAAAAUGGCUACAAUUCCAUGCCUUUGGAUUUGCCUGGAACUCCCUUUUACAAAGCUAUGAAGGCAAGGAAGCAACUUAAUGUGAGAUUGAAGAAAUUGAUUGAGAAGAGAAGGCAAAGUGGAAAACAAGGAGGAGGAUUGCUUGGAGUAUUAUUGGAUGAGAAAAAUAAUAAAUUAAAUGAUUCUCAAAUUUGUGAUAAUAUAAUUGGAGUCAUUUUUGCUGCUCAUGAUACAACUGCAAGUGUCCUCACAUGGCUUCUCAAAUACUUACAUGAUAAUCAAGAUCUAUUACAAGCUGUUACUCAUGAACAAGAAGAAAUUAGACAAGAAAUAAUUGAGGCAAAUCGUAGACUUACGUGGGAUGAUACCAAGCGCAUGCCAUUGACUACCAGGGUGAUUCAAGAAACGCUAAGAGCAGCGAGUAUAUUAUCAUUUACAUUCAGAGAAGCAGUAGAAGAUGUAGAAUUUGAAGGCUAUUUAAUUCCAAGAGGCUGGAAAGUUUUGCCUCUUUUUAGAACCAUUCAUCACUCUGCAGAUUAUUUUCCUCAGCCCCAAAAAUUUGAUCCUUCAAGAUUUCAGGUGCCACCUAGACCUAACACGUAUAUGCCAUUUGGCAAUGGAGUUCAUUCUUGUCCCGGCAGUGAACUAGCCAAGCUUGAGAUGCUCAUUCUCAUUCACCAUCUCACUCUCACUUACAGGUGGCAAAUUGUGGAAGAAGAGGAUGGAAUACAAUAUGGGCCUUUCCCAGUACCAAAGAGGGGUUUGCCUAUAAGAGUAACCCAUAGGCCCAGAAGCAGCAAAUUAUUGGCAUAAAUCCAACAUUUCAGUAUUAUUUAGUUUAUUUUAGGUUUCAUCAACCUUUAAUGGUUUGAUGCAUUUCUUGCUGUAACAUAUAGUGGAAGAAAUGGGAAUAUUAACAAAACAAAAAAAGUAAUUCAAAUUUGUUUAAUUGAGGAUCAAAUUUGAGUAGUAGUGAAUGUAAAUGAUGUAACCAAAUGGGAAUCAGCCACGUGGCAUGUACAUCCACGUCAGAGUCGGAGAAAAAAAUUAACGGUUGGGGGAGUUCUAACUAGAAAAUUUUCCAAGUCGAUUUCAUAUCAUAAAAUGUAAUAAAAAUUGUAUGUAUGUCCAUUAAAUUCAAACAUGUAUCUCUCUUAUUAUUAUAGACUCUAGCAGCGCGUUAUUAAA